GUUUCUAAAAAUGGAUAAGCUUGUCUGAGGACAGAAAUGGAAAACCGUGGGAGUUUGGGAGAGAGCCCGCACAUGGUCACAGCAGUGUCUGCUGUCCAAUGCAAAGCAUGUGUAGGUACAUGGGCGUUUUCACACCGGUGUCCAAAGCACAGCUUGUGAGGUACAUGGAGUUAUCACAGGGAGCCAAGGCCUCGGAGGCGAAUAUAAGGAAGGCCCCAGGGAUGUCUGCUGUGUGAAGCUCACUCAUCUGGACAACAUGAACACUCUCCCUGCCAUCCUCCUGCUGGCCUUCGGCCUCUGCUUUGCUCAGGCCAUGGACUACAUGUCUCUGACGCAGUUCAGGGACAUGAUCAUCUGUGCGAACCCCGAUAGCUGGCCUAUUCUGGACUAUGCUGACUAUGGCUGCUACUGCGGCAAGGGCGGCUCUGGCACACCUGUGGACGACCUAGACAGAUGCUGUGAGGUGCACGACCGUUGCUACAACGAUGCCAUGCAGCAUCCUAAGUGCUGGCCCAUCUUCGACAACCCCUACACCGAGAUCUAUGCCUAUACCUGUGAUAAGGCCAGCAAGACUAUCACCUGCCCAGCCAACAAGAACGAUGAGUGUGAGCAGUUCAUCUGUGAGUGCGACAGGAAGGCCGCCGAGUGUUUCGCCGCUUCUGGUUACAAUCCAGAGAACGAGCACCUUCCUAGUGAUCAAUGCAAAUAGGCCGGGCUGGAAGCAUAAUGUGGAUCAACUUCUGCUGAAGCCAUCUGGACUACACCAGCACACCUGGAACCUCUGGGCCAUUGAGACCAAAGAUUCUAGAACAGAGCUUGCUAGGGGACAAACAAUGUAGCCGAGCUUAAAAACUCACUUCAUACCAAUAUUAAGUCUUUAUUGCAAUACAUCCUUACUAUCUGCAUGCCGUCCAAAGGGCUGCACAGUCUGUAUACUGUUUGGCUGUUUUUAUUAUGGCAGCCGUGGUCAACAUGGUCACUGACAGUACAUGAAUCUGAUUCAAAAAGAUAAGAUUAAAGAUUAAACUUCAACAGA
Molecule: messenger RNA, 1036 nt
Organism: Alosa alosa (allis shad)
Lineage: Eukaryota; Metazoa; Chordata; Actinopteri; Clupeiformes; Clupeidae
Product: phospholipase A2-like
Exons: 4
Coding region: 257-709 (150 amino acids)
Biological process (GO): lipid catabolic process; phospholipid metabolic process; arachidonate secretion
Molecular function (GO): phospholipid binding; calcium ion binding
Source: RefSeq, a predicted model, not a curated record